Messenger RNA from Chaetura pelagica (chimney swift), 1443 nucleotides. RefSeq names its product parkin RBR E3 ubiquitin protein ligase (gene PRKN). The transcript has 12 exons. Gene Ontology annotation, biological process: protein polyubiquitination; regulation of cellular response to oxidative stress; negative regulation of protein phosphorylation. The coding region runs from base 1 to 1443 and encodes 480 amino acids. Gene Ontology annotation, cellular component: cytoplasm; endoplasmic reticulum; mitochondrion. NCBI's taxonomy places the organism in Eukaryota, Metazoa, Chordata, Aves, Apodiformes, Apodidae. The record is from RefSeq and is a predicted model, not a curated record. Gene Ontology annotation, molecular function: zinc ion binding; ubiquitin conjugating enzyme binding; ubiquitin protein ligase activity.
AUGACUGGUGCAGUAGUGAUUUUCUGCACGGAAGAUGGAUGCCUGCAGGAGUUAUUGUUUGUCAGAUUCAACUCCAGCCAUGGCUUCCCGGUGGAGGUUGGGUCGGACAUCAACAUCCUGCAGUUAAAGGAGGUGGUUGCCCAGCGACAGGGAGUUCCAGCUGACCAGCUGCGGGUGAUUUUUGCAGGGAGGGAGCUCAGCAAUGACUUGACACUGCAGAACUGUGACGUAGCCCAGCAGAGUAUUGUGCAUAUUGUUCAGAAUCCACAGAAGAGCAGCCAGAACAAAGAUGAGACAGAAGAUAGCCAUGCUGAGGGUAUUCUAAAAGCCUUGGAAAGAAAACCUGAAAGUCUAACUCGAAUAGAUCUCAGCACCAGCAUUCUCCCAUCACUAUCUGCAGGGUUGGCUGUUAUUCUGGACACUACAAAAAACAGCGUUCCUCUUUCUUCUGAAAAAUCAGGUACAUCUGGAUACAACAGUUUUUAUGUUUUUUGUAAAAAUCUCUGCCAAGCUGUGAAACCAGGGAAACUGAGGGUCCGCUGCAAUGUGUGCAAACAAGGGACACUGACAUUGGCAAGGGGUCCAUCUUGCUGGGAUGAUGUGCUGAUUCCCAAUAGGAUAAGUGGUGUUUGCCAGUCCCAAAGGUGCAAUGGAAACUUAGCGGAAUUUUACUUUAAAUGUGGAGCACACCCAACCUCUGACAGUGAAACAUCUGUGGCUUUGAACCUCGUUACAACAAACAGUCGCUGUAUCACAUGUAUAACAUGCACAGAUAUUAGGAGUCCUGUGCUUGUGUUCCAGUGCGUGCAUCGCCAUGUCAUUUGCCUGGACUGUUUCCAUCUGUACUGUGUGACUAUGCUGAAUGACCGCCAGUUCAUACAUGACCCAGAGCUUGGUUAUUCCCUCCCUUGCGUAGCUGGCUGUCCAGACUCUUUGAUUAAAGAGCUUCAUCACUUCAGGAUUCUGGGAGAAGAACAGUACAAUCGCUACCAGCGCUAUGGGGCCGAGGAGUGUGUGCUGCAGAUGGGGGGAGUGCUCUGUCCAAUGCCUGGCUGUGGAGCGGGUUUGCUUCCUGAACCAGGAGUGAGGAAAAUUGUAUGUGAACCAGGCAAUGGAAUAGGCUGCGGGUUUGUGUUCUGCCGUGAAUGCAAGGAAGAAUACCAUGAAGGGGAAUGCAGCUCUCUCCUCAGCACGCAAGGAGCCAUGGCCCAGAAGGGAUAUGUAGUUGAUGAACAUGCAGCCAUGCGAGCUCGAUGGGAAGAGGCAUCUAAAGAAACAAUCAAGAAGACAACCAAGCCAUGCCCCAGCUGCAAUAUUCCAGUAGAAAAAAAUGGUGGCUGCAUGCACAUGAAGUGUCCUCGCCCUCAGUGCAGAUUUGAGUGGUGCUGGAACUGUGGCCUGGAGUGGAAUAGAACCUGUAUGGGAGAUCAUUGGUUUGAGUAG